UGCCUGGGUCACCAUGGCCCGCUCCUGAGCUAAAAUCGGCGCAGGAAGGGAGGCAAGGAACUUCCUCCUUCUCCGCCUGCCUCUGUCACUUCCGGGAGUCGCCGGGAGCCCAGCCCGGGUCCGCCUUCUCUCCUCCCUCCCGCCGCCUAGGCAGCGCGCAAGGGAGAGGCUGCCGCCGCCACUGCUGCAUUCCCCUCCUUCCUCCCAAGCCGUCAUGUCAUUCCGGAAGGUUGUGCGCCAGAGCAAAUUCCGCCAUGUCUUUGGGCAGCCCGUCAAGAAUGACCAGUGCUACGAUGACAUCCGGGUGUCACGGGUCACUUGGGACAGCACCUUUUGUGCUGUCAACCCCAAGUUUGUGGCUGUGAUCGUAGAGGCCAGUGGAGGAGGGGCUUUCAUGGUGCUCCCACUACCCAAGACAGGGCGCAUUGAUAAGUCCUACCCUACAGUGUGUGGACACACAGGACCUGUUUUGGACAUUGACUGGUGCCCGCACAACGAUCACAUCGUUGCUAGUGGCUCUGAGGAUUGCACUGUUAUGGUAUGGCAGAUCCCAGAGAAUGGAUUGACGCUGCCUCUGACUGAGCCAGUCGUUGUCCUAGAAGGGCAUUCCAAGCGUGUGGGUAUCAUCACUUGGCAUCCAACUGCCCGCAACGUCCUCCUCAGUGCAGGCUGUGAUAAUGUGAUUAUUGUGUGGAAUGUGGGCACAACUGAAGAGCUUUACCGUCUUGACGACCUGCAUCCUGACCUCAUUUAUAAUGUCUGUUGGAACCGUGACGGCAGCCUCUUCUGCUCAGCCUGCAAGGAUAAGAGCGUGCGCAUCAUUGACCCCCGCCGUGGGCAGGUUGUCGCGGAGAAAGAGAAAGCCCAUGAGGGUGCACGUCCCAUGCGGGCCAUCUUCUUGGCUGAUGGGAAGUUCUUUACAACAGGCUUCAGCCGUAUGAGUGAACGGCAGCUGGCGCUCUGGGACCCGGAGAAUCUGGAGGAGCCCAUGGCAUUGCAGGAGCUGGACUCAAGCAAUGGGGCCCUUCUGCCCUUUUAUGACCCUGACACCAACGUUGUCUAUGUCUGUGGCAAGGGAGACUCGAGCAUCCGGUACUUUGAGAUCACAGCAGAAGCUCCCUACAUCCACUUUCUGAACACAUUUACUAGCAAAGAACCACAGCGUGGCAUGGGGUGGAUGACCAAGCGGGGGCUGGAUGUCAACAAGUGUGAAAUUGCCAGGUUUUAUAAACUCCACGAGCGCAAAUGUGAGCCCAUUAUCAUGACCGUGCCAAGGAAGUCAGAUUUGUUCCAAGAUGACUUGUACCCAGACACGGCUGGGCCGGAAGCUGCCAUGGAGGCAGAGGAUUGGGUGGCAGGAAAGACGGCAGCACCCAUCCUGAUCUCGCUGCGUGAAGCCUAUGUGCCCACCAAGCAGCGUGACUUCAAAGUCAGCCGGAGGAGUUUGUUGCAAGAGAGCCGCCCUGCUGUUGCCCCCAGCAGCGGGCUGAGUGCCACACACCCCAGUGCCAUGUCUCAGUCUGCUGCCACCCCUGCCAUUAGCAUCAGUGCUGCCACUGGGGAAGGUGGACAGAUUAUUGAAGAAGUGCUGCGUGAGGUGGCGUCACUGCGAGCACUUGUGGCUGCUCAAGGUGAGCGCAUUGUGCGGCUAGAGGAGCAGCUGAGCCGCCUUGAGAACGGCGAUGUCUAGCAGGGGGGGCUUACCCCAUUGAGGAGACCUCACCAACAUGGAUCUUCUUAAAUGCUUCACCCUUUUUACACUGCCUCAUCCUGCCCUGUGGCGUGAGACAGGGACUUGCCCCCUCUUGCUGCUACUGGGAAUAUUUCUUGGGUUUUGUCUUGGACCAAAUCUCCUCUUCCUCCCACACCCCAUAUAAUCCUAGGGGCGAUGUGCUGGUCUCCCCACAUCUGUCCCUUUGCUUUAUUCUGGUCUGUGUCCCUCUGACGCUAUCUGCAUUCCCAUGGCUGGGGUUGGCCUGUAUGUCCCCCUGUGGGGAUCAGGACUGGCUAACUGCUCAGUCUGACAUACCCAUGCGUUCCACUGGAGAGAAGGCUGGGAUUCCCCUUCCCAAUCUCUUGUGGCAGGUAGAUUUGUGGUUUAUUAGAAGCCAGUGCCUCCUAUGGCCCACGCCUCUUCUCUCCAUUUUCCCUGCUAGCGCCACUGAGAUCCUGUUGAGGAUUCUUCUGCUUCCUUGCCUGGAUUUUUUUUCUUUUUGCAAAGAGACCAUGCAGGAGACCAGUGGGGCCUGACUAUGAAAGAAUCUGCCAUCCAGUCACAGUCCCCAAGUCUGUUGUCUCUGGGAGCGCUCCUCUCUCUCUCUCUCUCUAGCCCACAUAAGCAAAGCAGGUUCUGAUUACUUAUGUGAGGGGGGAGGGGAAAGAAAUUAUUCAGGGUCAAUAAUCUAUAUUUUCAUUCCAAAUAAAAGUCUUUAUAAAGCCA
Messenger RNA from Rhineura floridana, 2440 nucleotides. It is a transcript of the gene CORO1B, whose product is annotated as coronin 1B. Bases 215 to 1690 code for a protein of 491 amino acids. Gene Ontology annotation, biological process: actin filament organization; cell migration. The transcript is spliced from 11 exons. The record is from RefSeq and is a predicted model, not a curated record. NCBI's taxonomy places the organism in Eukaryota, Metazoa, Chordata, Lepidosauria, Squamata, Rhineuridae. Gene Ontology annotation, molecular function: actin filament binding.